UGGGGAGGAGAGAUGGUUUGCUUUGCUUUGCUGAGGAGGAAGAAAAGGACGAAGCAGGAGAAGCCUGGCUGGGCGUGCACGUGCAUAUAAAUGUGAUAUAAAUGUGCAUAUAAAUGUGCAUGUGCGGGCGCUGCCAGAAAGGGCGUCCGUCCUCCGGAGCCUGCUGCACCAGGGUGGUACUCGCCCUUUCUCCCCCACCUCCCUUUUUUACAGGCUUAAUGGGGAGGGAGAAAGCAAUGGCCCAACCAACCGAGCCUGAGCUGCUCUUGUGGCUGCUGUACUUCAUUCUCUGCAGAAAUCAGUAGAGUCGAGAAGUAGUUCCUUGCUACAGGAGCAAUGGAGAUGCAAUCUUACUACACUAAACUCUUGGGAGAGCUCAAUGAGCAACGGAAGAGGGACUUCUUUUGUGACUGUAGUAUCAUUGUGGAGGGGAGGAUUUUCAAAGCCCACAAGAACAUUCUCUUUGCCAACAGUGGUUACUUUAGAGCAUUGCUGAUCCAUUACAUCCAAGACAGUGGUCGGCACAGCACUGCGUCCUUGGACAUUGUCACAUCAGAGGCCUUCUCAAUUAUCCUGGACUUCCUUUAUUCAGGGAAGUUAGAUCUUUGUGGGGAAAAUGUGAUUGAAGUCAUGUCUGCAGCCAGUUACCUGCAGAUGACUGAUGUCGUCAACUUCUGCAAGACGUAUAUCAGGUCGUCGCUGGAUAUCUGCAGGAAAAUAGAGAGAGAAGCUGCCUUUUAUCAGGCUGACAGCGGGAGCUCCAGUUCUGCUCGAGAGGGUACAUCGUAUGGUGCAAAGAGCCAGUGUUCUGCAUCGGUUUCAUCUCUGCAGGAAAAGGAAAGGGUUCCAGAUUGCCAGCGAGACCCUCCUUGUGGGGAAUGUUGCAGCUGCCACCCCAUUCAGCUUGUGGUGAGGGACCCUGUAAGCAGUGAGUCUCCAGAUGACACAAAUUCUUCACUGCCCAAAGUGGUAGAACCCAAAGUAGAGUUUGAUGCAGAUGAAGUGGAAAUGGAAGUUGGUGACCGGCUACAGCAGUACCCAACUCCACUGACAAUUGAACAGCUAGAACAGGGGCUCCACAGUGGCCAGGCUGUGGACCUGGCGUGCAACAACUACCACAUGAAGCAGUUCCUGGAAGCUUUGCUGCGCAACAGCACAGCCCAGAGGAAGGAUGAUGUGGUCCAUCACUUUGUUCGUGGGUUUGAGGGUAGGCCAGAAGACCCAGGUGGCCCCGUGAGUUCCAUGGUGGACAUUCACAAUGACUGGUAUGGAGAGGAUGCAGGUGAUGUGCUGGUUGUGCCAAUCAAGCUGCACAAGUGUCCCUUCUGCCCCUACACGGCCAAGCAGAAAGGAAUCCUGAAGCGACACAUCCGUUCGCACACUGGUGAGAGACCCUAUCCCUGUGAGAUAUGUGGCAAGCGCUUUACCCGGCAGGAACACCUCCGGAGUCACGCUCUGAGCGUCCAUCGGUCAAACAAGCCAAUCAUCUGCAAGGGCUGCAGAAGAACAUUUACAAGCAGCCUGUCCCAAGGCUUACGGCGCUUCGGUCUGUGUGACAGCUGCACUUGCGUCACAACUACACAUGAGGAUUCAAUGCCCAUUAACCUCAGCCUGAUGGAACCUUCAUCUGAAGGUCAGGAAAAGAGCGAUCCGGACAAUGAUUGGCCCAUCUAUGUGGAAUCUGGUGAUGAAAAUGAUCCGCCUGAAGAUGACGAUCCUGACCCGGAUCCUGAUGACAAGCAGGAUCUCCAUCGAGAAGCACUUAUGUAGCAGCAAGAAGAGAGUGGGGAGGUGUAAACCGUUUGUCUUAUUAUUGAUUUGUCGUCUUGACAGCUGGACACUGCAUAUUUAUCUAGAAUCGUGAAGUGUGUGUUUUUAUAUGAAUAAAUCCCAUUUCCUAGAACAGGUAGGAACAACUGGAUUUCUAAAAUUCUGAAGCGUCUUUUUGUUAGUGCUGUGCACUACAUAUUUGAAAGGAAUUGUGUGUCCAGGGUGAACAGAAGCCGUGUUUCUUGCUAUCGUCCUGUUAUCUUUCAGAUACAAGGUGGGACCUCUAAAUCUUCCAUGUUGACUUGAUGUGAUCUCUCUUCUGCCCCCCUCCUGCUGCUCCCAUAGCUGCCGUUCCUCCUUGCCUUCUCCCUGUCUCCCAGCAAUGCAACCUUCUCUUUUCGAAAAGAGAUCUGGAUCUCAAUGCAAACAAGGCUAAAAGUCCACUACAGCUAAAACAUACCCAGUAAGGAAUAAUUGCAUAUGCACAAAUCAAGAAAUGGCUCUAUUUUUUUUAACUAGAUGUUUAUAAAGAUUAAACUUUGACACUUCAGGUCAGCCUCAAGAAAUCUGUGAAUAAAGGAUCCAGUUAAAAGGCAGAUAAAGAGUUUACAGAUCUCUAUGACAACAAACUUGAGAGAUGGAAUCCCAACAGGCAUAGUGCUUGAACAAGGAGAGGCAUGUCAAGAUGAACCCAUGUGUGCUACACAGGCACUUAAUGUUGAUAUGUUAUGGGGAGGUACUCAGUGGCGCAGCGCAAGCAAAAGGUCCCAAGUUCAGUCCCGGCAGCAUCUGCAGUUAGAUGGGUCAGGCAGUGGGUGAUGGGGAAAGACUUGCUGCCGGAGACCCUGAAGAGUUGCUGCUAGUCAGGAUAGAAAAUAAUGGGCUGGAGAGGCCAAUAUCCUGACUCAGGCUAUGGCGGUUUCAUACGAAUUACGGUCUUCUGUUACUGGUCUCUUUGGAGGUGGGUCCAGCACACAAUCUGUUAAAUGUUUGUUUAAGCAGUUACUGAAGAUUUGCUUCUUAUUGCGUGAGCCGAUUUCUUCCUUAAGCAAACAAACAAAGCAAACCUUCCUUCCUUCCUUCCUUCCUUCCUUCCUUCCUUCCUUCCUUCCUUCCUUCCUUCUUUCUUUCUUUCCUUCCUUCCUUCCUUCCUUCCUUCCUUCCUUCCUUCCUUCUUUCCUUCCUUCUUUCCUUCCUUCUUUCCUUCCUUCCUUCCUUCCUUCUUUCCUUCUUUCCUUCCUUCUUUCCUUCCUUCCUUCCUUCCUUCCUUCCAUGGAUUUGCAAAAUCACACCUGUUACUAUCUCUAGGCACCACCAGGAGAUCAGAGAUGGCAAGAGCAGAAAAUCCCUCACAAUGAGGGGAAGUAUGAGGGGGAUAAAUAUAAAAUCCUGAAGAGCAUCUCUUGAAAUGCCCGAGACUUGGUCAUACAGAUGUUUGUUAGAAUUGCAAGAACUUCAGUUUACAUCCCCUCAUUUAAAAACAAACAAACAAAACCCUCAAAAAACCCUCCUGGAAUGCCAAACUUCUGGUCACUGGAGCUUGGACAAAUCGUUCCCUUCCCAAAUCAUCCCAGUCGUGCAAUUCUUGUAAAAACUCUGAAUGAGCAAGCUAGCCCGUCCGUUUAUACUGCUGCUGCAUCUCCAGUGGGGCCCCUGUGCAGAGGAGCCUGUUGCUGUCCUGCAGCCCAACCACCUCCUUGCUCAUGUUCCUGCUGUUUGUACAGUCGUAUGGGUAGUAUUUGUUGAUCAUGGUGGCUUUUACAUCUAUACUGUCUUAAGAAUUUGUCUUCAUUACUGUUCCUAGUUAGAAAUUCCAGCUUGGACCCUGCCUUUUUCCUGUUGAAUGACAGGAAUUUGGCUUCCUGAAGGAUGUGAGGUUGCUCUGUUUGCUUUUACUAGUACUGAAUUUCUAUAGGCUAUUAAAUUGGCUGGAAAACUGAAAUGUCUGUGGAGAUAAGAUAAUUAAAGAUACCAAAACAAACAAUUCAGUGAAACUCAAGGUGCAAAACUGUACAUGGCAAUUUGUUGCCAUCUUGGUCAUAGUAAACUUCACAACCUGGAUGAAGACGGAGCACUAAAACUGGAUGCUUGUCCUGCAAGGGUCGGAGGCUGCCUUAAUGAGGAUGGUGUUCCUGUUACACACUGGACAGCUCUAAAAUGGACCAUCUUGCAAAUACAUCAUUUGUGAAGUUUGAUGGAUUAUAUUCUUUUUUACUAUUCAAGCUUUCCCACCUGCUGCUUCUAGAAAUGAACACUACUGUAGAAAAGUUAUGAUGUUAUAAAUGUAGCAUUUUUAUAUUAUCAUAAAAUUAUGCAGGAUGACAACAGGGCAAGGGAAGAAGCAAUAAUCUUUUUUAAAAUCAAAGCGUGGCAUUUAUAAUGGGCUGUCCCCAUUUUUCUUUCAACCAAUCGAGGCUCUCAGGUGUUAACUCCUGAGACCAUUGUUGUGGGGUGCAUUUCUUAAAAGGUGGAGCUUGUAUACUUAUUGGAAAACACAGUUUUGGACAAUGUCUUCAGUCAUCUGAUGUUCCGGAAAAUUGGUCUUGAGAAAAAAUUUGAAAGGUUCAAUCCUGAAAGUUAGCAAUGACUUUCUAAAAAGCUGAGUACACAACAAAAUGAGCUGAGCUUCAUGAACCACAGUUUAGGCUUGCUUCAGUCUCCUGCAUUUUUCAGGAACUGAGUUGCCCAUUGACAGCAAUUUAGGAAUGCAAUUGGUGAUCCUAACACAUUCGCUCUGAUAAUUUGGGACCCUUAUUUCUGUCCUCAUGCUGAUGGUUUAUCACUUUGUUACGAGUACUUUAGAAACCACUGAAGAGUUGUAAUGCCCACUGGGCAUGACAUUGGCUUGUGUGCUGAUCUUAAUGGCUUAACUUCAUUUCACCCAGUAUGUAGCGGUAUGCUGAGGUGCAUAAGCAGAGCUAGGAGGAAAUGCAUGGCUCAUCUAGGGAUGUGGGUACUUUUAGACAGCUUCAUUUGAUCCUUAGAGUUUUUCUUGUGUGUCUUUUGAGUAGAGAAUGAAUCUCUUUAUGCUUUGUGUAAUGGGGUCUGGGGUGGUGGAGAUUCUAAUCUCAUUCUUGUUAGGGAACUGCCAAAAUGAAGAUUUUUCAGUUUGCAAGUGGAUCCUGGGUGUCAUCUUACGCUCACUUGAAAAGGAUGCACUUGACUUGCUAGUCUGCAACAGUUGUUCUUGUGGAUCUAGUACUUGCUGUGAUUCUUGCUCAGUUCUGUGACAUUCCCUUGGAACCCUCCAUUCUAAGUGUGUAAGCAAGUUGGGAGGAAAGCGCUGCUGCACUGCAAAGGAGCGAUUUCAUGGUGCUUCAAGAAGGCAUGGAAAGCCACCUGAGCUUGGCGUAACUUCUUUUGGAGAGGAAGUGUCAAUUUUUUUCAAUUUCCCUGGGGUUUCCCCCAUUUAAAUAUGCAGCUGGGAUAGCACAUUGUACUACUCUUAGGUAGGCCUCUUGCUUGUAAUUUUACUCCAGUUGUAAACAUGCGUACUUGGAAGUAAAUCCUAUUCAUUUCA
Molecule: messenger RNA, 5290 nt
Organism: Rhineura floridana
Lineage: Eukaryota; Metazoa; Chordata; Lepidosauria; Squamata; Rhineuridae
Gene: ZBTB8B
Product: zinc finger and BTB domain containing 8B
Exons: 4
Coding region: 337-1770 (477 amino acids)
Biological process (GO): regulation of transcription by RNA polymerase II
Molecular function (GO): DNA-binding transcription factor activity, RNA polymerase II-specific; protein binding; RNA polymerase II cis-regulatory region sequence-specific DNA binding
Source: RefSeq, a predicted model, not a curated record